Molecule: messenger RNA, 2260 nt
Organism: Brassica napus (rape)
Lineage: Eukaryota; Viridiplantae; Streptophyta; Magnoliopsida; Brassicales; Brassicaceae
Exons: 5
Coding region: 154-2133 (659 amino acids)
Source: RefSeq, a predicted model, not a curated record
UAUCUAAACCGUACCAAAAAGAUAUUCAGGAUUGUAAAUCCAACCUACCUGGACAGAACCGAACCACGUGUUCAGACCUGCCCGUUCUUUCAACUUCAAAGUUCAUAGACUCACCAGAUAAACAUAUAACUGAUAAACCCUAAUCCUAAGAAGAUGGCGAUGGAUGGCUCAGAUUUCUUUCAGGAUGAUUGCGAUUCGAUAGCUGCCGAGAUGAAAGACCAAGAGGAGCGAAUUCAACUCAAGAGAAGGUGGCUUUUGGGUCUUUAUACCCCUAAACCUGAGAAUCCUACUACUGAGUUUCUCGAAUCUGAGGAUCACACUCCAGAAAAGACUGAGUUUCUCGAAUCCGAAUACCUCCCUGAAUCUUUGCUCAGGGAAGAUGAUUUAUUCUACGAGACAGCAAAGUCGCGUGUAGAAGAAGCAUUUGGGUUUUGCAAGAACCAAGAGGCUCAACGAAAGGAGUCCAUGUUCUGCACUAAAGACGUUGUUAGAAGGCUUAGCAUGUAUCUUGACUCUUUAACGAAUGAAGGUCUAUCUCUCGUUGUAAAGAUCAUCACUGGAGGCUCUUCUUCGUUUGACAAGACUCGGCCCAAAAUGAAACAGAUUAUCAGAGAAUCUGUCCGCACAGAUUUGAGAGAGAGAGGAAGAGACGACAUUGUUGAGCAGUUGCAUCAAGCUCUGAGUGAUUCUGAAAACUUCAGGAAAGAUUCUGCAAAACCCAUGUUUCCGUCUCAUCGUGAUGCUGCAUUGAAGGCACUUGCUGAGCUAGAUAAGUUGUCUACUCAGACUCUACUUGCAAUGAAAAGGAAACUUGAAGGUUCAGUUACGAUACCUCGGUUAAAACCAAGUAAAAUGGGUGGAAAUAAAAUGGAUCUGAUAGACCAAGUGAAGCAAGCUAGCGAGAAGAUGCUCUCAGAACUUUCUUCAGGGGAUAAACUGCAGGAGCCAUUGGCUAAGGCAAUGUCAUUAGUAGAUUUAUCACUUAAGUUAAGUCCUGGCUACAACAAAACUAGACCUCCCACAGAUUUUUUCCAUUUCUCACCAGAAACAAAGAAGCUGCAGAUGGAGAUAGUGAAGGCAGUUUGGUCACUCCGUACGGCCAGGAUUGAUGCUGCGUUUGAAAGAGUGGGUCUUAUCUUGGACCCAGAAGCCCAAAUAUCGAAAAACAGAUUAAGAUCAGCGGUCGAGAGAAUGCUGUUCGAAUAUCUGUUUGAGUGCUGUGAUAUGGAUGUCAUCCCAAAGUCUUUGACAAACGCUCUUUCAUUGGUCAACAAGAGUACGCGGACUGUCGACCAUAGAGUAUUUCCAGGGGAAGCAGUUGAGGAAGAGACCGAGUGUAUAUUAAAUGUGAGUGCUCAAGUGAAGCAAAUAGCUUGGCAAUGUAUACCAGAUUAUGAGCUUGAUCAGGACUUUGGCGAUGCUUAUAUGGAGGAGCUAGAAGACAGUGAUGAUGAUUAUAGUCAAGACGAUGCUAUCGAUACCUCUGAUCCGGUUCAAGACGAAGUUGGUGCAGAAUGCUCAGUUUUGAAUUCGAAUGUUUCUUCAGACGAAACCAGCCCGCAUCAUAUCAGCUCUUCUCUUGUUAUAAGGGACCUGACAGAGAGUAUUACAAGAGCUCGUCCUAUGUCUCUCUUUGCCACUCCCACGUCCAGUAAAUUUACACCUGUCAGAGAUAAUCAGAUUAGCCCUCGUUCAUUGUAUUCUGUUGAAAACAUAAAGAGUGAUGAUCGUGGUGCGCAGAAUCCAAUCAAAAGAAAGAAGAACCAGUACCUCGCAGUCCAAGAAAUUUGUGACGACACAAGCUUAGUUACCUAUAACCUAAUAGGACGUUUACUAGAGAAAUUUGCAGACCAAAAAGGCCUCGACUUAAAAGUGGAUCAACGUUCUUAUCUUAGAGGAGAAUCCAGGCUUCAAGAAGAUGUAGAAGGGGAAGGUAAAAGCAAACACCUUUUCUCCUCGUACACGUUCAUUCUAUUUGUUUUAAUGUCUGCAUAUGUUUCAUUGAGUGAAGAAAAGCAAGCUUUAGAGAUUCAAGGGAAGUUAGAUGAGUCCAUCACACUUUCUGCUGUCCAAGAGAUAAUACCCUCCCUUGAUAAGAGUGUCUUAUUGAAAUUGAAAGAGUUGUUGGAGUAGCCGCAGUGGAAUGCAGAAAGAAAGAACGGAAGUAUAUUGACCAGACUGAUUCUGUUUUUGUGUAUGAUAAAUAUGACCAGAGUACAACGUAUGGUUACACUCAAUAACAAACUAAUUGGUUUUGAAA